This is a messenger RNA of Scleropages formosus (Asian bonytongue), 1385 nucleotides long. It is a transcript of the gene c8g, whose product is annotated as complement component 8, gamma polypeptide. Gene Ontology annotation, cellular component: blood microparticle; membrane attack complex; extracellular exosome. Gene Ontology annotation, biological process: complement activation. The record is from RefSeq and is a predicted model, not a curated record. Bases 373 to 993 code for a protein of 206 amino acids. Gene Ontology annotation, molecular function: complement binding. The transcript is spliced from 8 exons. NCBI's taxonomy places the organism in Eukaryota, Metazoa, Chordata, Actinopteri, Osteoglossiformes, Osteoglossidae.
CUCGUGCCGUGGAAGUGAACGCGUUCUGGCUGUCGGCGCUGAGCGCAUGAAGCUACUUUAAAUAUGUAACCGUUUCACUCACCGCUGUAUUUCUGUGAGCGCUGCGUCCCGUUGGACCGAGGGUCACUCUGGCCGACACAGGGCCUCAAGGGGAGACGAAGGCGGAGGGAAGAGCGGUCCAGACCAGAAGAGACAGAGGGGCUGACCGGAGCAGGCAAAGGGAGGGAAGGAAGAGCGACAUUUGGGAAAGGAAAGGAAGAGAGGGCCACCCGCCUGGCACAGGGAAGUGGAGUAGCUGCAUCCAGGGGAACACGAGUGGGGAGGUCGACUCGGAACAGCGUUGCCGGACGUUGCGAGAAGUCAAAGAGCAAUAUGCGAGCCCCGUGGCUGUACGUAUCUGUCACGAUACUGCUAGGAUUCCUUCUGGAGCCAGUGGGGGCUGCCAAGGGACAGCGGAGGGGACGACGUCCACCAAAACAGCAGCCAAUUGACAAGAUUCCCGCUGUGCAAAAUCUUAACCUGGAGCAGUUAAACGGCAAGUGGUUCUUGAUCAGUGUUGCAUCAAAGUGUCAGUACCUCCAAGAAAACAACUUCCGAGUUGAAAGUACCACGAUGACGCUGAGUUCCCCCUCCUCUCGUACCUCUCCUCUUCUCGUGGACACUCUGAGGAAGCUGAACCAGCAGUGCUUGAACAUCAGACAGGAAUACCAGCAGACUGGUAGCAGCGGCCGCUUCGUGCUGAAAGGCCACUCAACCGAUAUAAACAUUGUGGUUGCAGAGACAGACUACAACUCCUACGCCAUCCUGUACUAUCAGAAACAAGACCAGAUCACCAUGAAGCUUUACGGGAGGUCCACGCAGUUGCCUGACAGUAUCAUGGACAAGUUUGAACAACUUGCUGAAAAACAGAAUAUAAAAAUUGACAAUGUUUAUCCUUUUCCCAAAUAUGGGUUCUGCAUGACGGCAGACAAACAGCUGCAACUCGGCCUAUAACAAGGUGCCUUGCAGGAGAAGAAUUGUUACUGCAUCUGUGUGCACAUCAAACACUAAAUUUAUAUACAUGUGUUAAUUUGUUUGAAUCACUAACAGUGGUUUAGGGCACAGUAAGUAUGAAGAGGAGCACUCAACCAUACAAUAACAGUGCUGCUCCCCAUGCACAACAUUGGGGGGGGGGGGGGAGAGUCAUGACUAGAAGACUGCUGCUCCAAGUCAAGACAAUGAUAUAUUUGUUUGCAAGGUACUUUACUGCAUUUAUUGUGUAAUGUAUCCAGCUUAAUAAAUUACUAAAAAUAUCCAAAUGAGUCCCUUACAAAUUAAAUGAACCAGUGGCCAUAGCAAGCAUUCUAACCAAAUGGCUCAUGCCUUUCCGUUGUGUAAGUUAUCCA